Messenger RNA from Adineta steineri, 741 nucleotides. Lineage: Eukaryota; Metazoa; Rotifera; Eurotatoria; Adinetida; Adinetidae. The record is from the annotation of a GenBank genome assembly.
AUGAUGAUGUCAUUUACAUCUGUUAAUUCAUCGGAUGUACCCAGUACAAUAUUAUCAAAUAAAAAUUUGGAUGAUUAUGAUUAUGAAGGUGCAGCAAUUUAUAUAGCUGUAAUAUUAAUUUGGUAUUCAGCUGGUUUAGUAUUAAUGUUAUAUUUUCGUGUACGUCCACGUACAUUUGAAAGUCGAUUUUUAUUUGAUUAUGAAACAUCGGGAAAAUCAGCAUCGUCAACGACAAAUCCAUUUGCUCAUCCGGAAAAUCGACAACGUUUAUGGAAAAUAUAUUAUUCAUCAACAGAAAAAGAAAAUCAACCACAUUCACAAUAUUAUCAAACAAUUACAUCAGAUAAUAUUACAAUUGGUCGUAUCAAUAGAAAAUUAGCUGAUAUUCAUCGAAUGGAUGCUCGUAUGGAUAGUAUCAAUGGUGAUGAUUUAAUAUCAUCAACAGUUAGUUAUUCUUCAAAUGAGAAUAAUCGACCUGAUACAACAAAAUUUUUUUCGAAAAAAUUUAAUUCACGUCGAUCAAGUGGUGGAUCAUUAAAUAUGCGACGACCUAUCUUUCGAGUUCAAUCUCAACCUCAAACACCACCACUGAAUUCAACGGCACAAGUCGACGCGUCCAAUACUAAAAAACAAACAGUAAAUAGUUCACGUAAACCAAUUAAUAAUUCACUCCAUAGAUUUACUGUCGAACGAGUACCUGAAAUUAGAAAAUGUUCAACAGUAAAUGAAAAUGUAUCGUAA